AUGAAAAGACUGAGAGAAGGCAUUGAAGAGUAUCCAAAAUAUGUAAUGUAUUACAAAGGAGAAAAGGCUGGCCAUAGAGGUGUAGGAUUUCUUGUAAAGGCAUCUCUAAAGAAUAAUAUCCAGGAAUUUGUAAGCUUAAACGACAGAAUAGCUGUACUCAACAUACUCCUCCCAGGCUACCCAGAACAAUGGACACUAAUACAAAUCUAUGCACCAACAGAACAAGCCGAUGAAACAGAGACGGAGCUCUUCUAUAACACUCUAGCGGACCACAUAAGAAACAACCAAAAUAAAAACACUAUAGUCAUGGGCGAUUUCAACGCCCAAAUCGGUACUAGACAAGCCAACGAAGAUAUUAUAAUUGGAAAACAUGGCCAUGGCAAAAGAAGCGUUAAUGUGCAACGACUGGCAGAAUUUUUAAUGGAGAACAACUUAUACCUAAUGAACUAUAAGUUUAAGAAGAAAACAAAAUGGACAUGGGUCUCCUCUGAUGGAAAAACUAGAAAUGAAAUUGAUUACAUCCUAUCGAAUAAUCCCAAAACCUUUGUCGACGUAGACAUUAUUCAAAAUCUUAACUUUAAUACUAACCACAGAAUGGUUCGUGGAACUCUACUUCCAAAAAACAUUAAAAAAUCAAGAAAACAUAUACACAAAACUACAGGAAAAGAUUUUAAACACGUAAAUCUUCAAGAAGUAAAAACUAAAAUUAACUCCUUAGAUAAAAAUGAAACCAACAAAACCCUACACAUUACAGAACAAUAUAACAGCCUAGAAUUACAACUGACCAGCAGUGUUAGCAACAUACAACAAAAUGGAAAAAAAUAA
This is a messenger RNA of Pieris macdunnoughi, 825 nucleotides long. Lineage: Eukaryota; Metazoa; Arthropoda; Insecta; Lepidoptera; Pieridae. The record is from the annotation of a GenBank genome assembly.